Rotaria sp. Silwood2 is the source of this 1665-nucleotide messenger RNA. The record is from the annotation of a GenBank genome assembly. NCBI's taxonomy places the organism in Eukaryota, Metazoa, Rotifera, Eurotatoria, Philodinida, Philodinidae.
AUGAGUGAAGCUGCUGCUGAUUCAGAUAUUAUCAAACGAACUCAAGACACUCUUGGUCAAAUAAUUAAUGCACCAGCAUUGACCGAUAAACUUCUCAAUCGGCCACCAGUGCAAUUUCUGCAAGACAUUGUUAAAGCAGUUGUGAAAAAAACAAAUUUUCUUCAAGGAUUAUAUUCAGAUGAAGAACUUUCAUCAGCCUAUCUUAAAGAAAGUCGAGACAAUAAAACUUUAUUCAUGAAAAAACUUGUUACUGCUGUUUAUAUAGCCGUUAAAAGACCACCUGAUGUACGUGUUUCUAAAAUUUUAGCUGGCCAAGAAGCAGAUAAAACAAAUCUUUUAUUACAAGCUCUUGCUGAAGCAAUUAAUUCCAAUGUUGAUAAUAAUGAAGUUGUUCGAAAAACUUUACAAAGUCUAGGUGAAACAAAUGAAAAUGAAGAAGCACCACGUAGUCGCGAUCGUAAAGAUCAAGAACAAUCAGAGAGACAUAAAUUAAAAGAAGAACGUUCAAGUAAAUCACAUGAACGUGAAGAAUCGACAUCAGAAAAAAAGACAAGUUCAAGAGAUUCAACGAAAGAUCAAAACGAUGCAGAUGGAAGUAGUCAUGCAAAAAAACGACGAAGUUCUCGACCCAGUGAUGAUAAUGCUAAUGAUGAGAAAAAAUUAGCAGCUGCACAAAAACAAGACGAUGAUGAUGACAAUGAUAAAAAAGAUGAUGAUGAUUCAAAAAGUCGUCGAUCAACACGACCAUCAUCAGCUAAAGGUCCGCGAAAACAACAAAAUAAUGGUAGUCAACAACGACCAACAUCUCCUAAACAUGAUUCCUCAUCAAGACAACCUCCAGCACAACCAACACCAACAUCUACUGAUCGAGAUAAUACCGACGAAAGACCUUUAGUUCGACCAGGUACUGCUAAUACUGCAGCUAAAAUUCGUAAGCCAAUGAAAGUAACAGCAUCUGAUGAAAUAGCGGGAUCGUCAGGAAGAGUGCCUAGUGCUGCACAACGUGGUCAAGGAACUUUAAUUGUUGAAAGUAAAGGUUCUCGUGAUAAUGAUAUAAAUAAUGACAAUGAUGACGAAGAUGACAACUUCUUGAUACAAGAAGAAAAACCUUCAUUAACAAAAUCACUUAGACAAGAUGAUUUGGAUAAUCGAGGUGGAGGUAUUGGCGAUCAAGAUGAUGAUGAAAGUGCUCAACAUGGUGCACUUGUUAAAAAAAUGAUUGAUUCAAAAAAACAAUUAGAACAUGGAAGUGAAAUAGCUGGACAACGUUCUGAGGUGAAAACAUUUGCACAAAAUGAUGCUCAACGUCGACGAGAGCGUGAAAAAAUCCAAAAAGAUGUUGAUAAACUUCGCGAAACAAUUCAAUCGCUUACAAAAAGUGUCGUACCAUUGGGUAAAAUACUUGAAUAUCUUCAAGAAGAUUAUGAAAUGAUGGCAAAAGAAAUGCAACAUUACAGUGACGAAUACAAGAGAACAGUUAUUGAAUUAAGAAAAGAAAAAUUUACAACCGAUCAAAAUCUUGAACCACUUCGAGCAGCAUUACUGGAUGUUGAUGAACAAAUAAUCGAUAUGAAAAAUCGAAUUAUAUUCAUGAAGAAAAAGAUUAAUAAUAAUGAAAAAGCUAAUGCAAGUCGUCUUCUUGAUAUUAUUCGCAAAACUAAAUAA